Microtus oregoni (creeping vole) is the source of this 1793-nucleotide messenger RNA. RefSeq names its product paraoxonase 2 (gene Pon2). The transcript is spliced from 9 exons. Lineage: Eukaryota; Metazoa; Chordata; Mammalia; Rodentia; Cricetidae. The record is from RefSeq and is a predicted model, not a curated record. Gene Ontology annotation, molecular function: arylesterase activity. Bases 106 to 1170 code for a protein of 354 amino acids. Gene Ontology annotation, cellular component: extracellular region.
UCGGGGCGGGGAGCGGGCGCGGCCCUGCGCUCGGGGCGGGGAACCGGCCCAGCUUCCCCGGCAGCCCGGCCAGGCCGGAACCAGACCGCGGGCAGGUCCCGCGCCAUGGGGCGAUUGGUGGCUCUGAGUCUGCUGGGCAUCGGACUGGCGCUGCUGGGCGAGCGGUUCCUGGCGCUCAGGAAUCGACUUAAAGCCUCCAGAGAGGUAGAAUCUGUGGACCUUCCAAACUGCCACUUGAUUAAAGGAAUCGAAACUGGAGCUGAGGACAUUGAUGUUCUUCCCAAUGGGCUGGCUUUCUUUAGUGUGGGCCUCAAGUUUCCUGGGCUCCACAGUUUUGCACCAGAUAAGCCCGGAGGAAUACUGAUGAUGGAUCUCAAGGAAGAAAAACCCAGGGCACUGGAAUUAAGAAUCAGCUGGGGCUUCGAUUUGGCUUCAUUUAACCCGCAUGGCAUUAGCACUUUCAUAGAUGAUGAUGACACAGUUUAUCUCUUUGUUGUGAACCACCCAGAAUUCAAGAAUACAGUGGAAAUUUUUAAAUUUGAAGAAGAAGAAAAUUCUCUGUUGCACCUGAAGACAAUUAAACAUGAGCUCCUUCCAAGUGUGAAUGACAUCAUAGCGGUUGGGCCAGCCCACUUCUAUGCCACCAAUGACCACUAUUUCUCCGAUCCUUUCUUGAAGUAUUUGGAGACAUACUUGAACCUACACUGGGCAAAUGUUGUCUACUACAGUCCCGAUGAAGUGAAAUUGGUGGCAGAAGGAUUCGACUCAGCCAAUGGGAUCAAUAUUUCACCUGACAAAAAGUAUGUCUACGUUGCUGACAUACUAGCUCAUGAAAUCCAUGUUUUGGAAAAACAACCUAAUAUGAAUUUAACUCAAAUAAAGGUUCUGCAGUUGGGCACACUGGUGGACAAUUUAUCUAUUGAUCCUUCGUCGGGUGACAUCUGGGUUGGCUGUCACCCUAAUGGCCAGAAGCUCUUCGUGUAUGACCCAAACCAUCCUCCAUCGUCAGAGGUUCUCCGCAUCCAGAACAUUCUAUCCGAGAAGCCAUCUGUGUCUACAGUGUAUAUCAACAAUGGAUCUGUCCUCCAGGGAAGUUCUGUGGCGACCAUAUAUGAUAGAAAACUUCUUGUAGGCACUUUAUACCAGAGAGCCUUGUACUGUGAACUCUAAAUUGUAAUUUUGGCAUGCAAGUGCCAUAAGUUGUAGCAAAACAAUCUUUUAAUGAACUGCUAAUUCUGAGGGAAUUUAACCAACAGUACCAACCUAGGACUAUACCACAUACAUAGUUCAUUUUUUUCAAUAAGGAAAGGCCCACAAUUCUGAUGCACUUUUGACAUCAAAAGAAAAUGACCGUUAUUUUUUUUUAAUAUUAUUGUAUUUUUUUUUAAAUGCCAAUACAAGAACAAAGCUGCUUUUGAAUAAAGUGAAUGUGUUUUGCACAGAGGGACGUCACUUCCCACCCUGUAGUAGCCCACUGGAACAGGAUGUAUUGUAAAGUCAGCGGCCCCGGUCCCCAUGCUGGGACCGUUGUACACGCUCAGGACUACUGAUAAGUAACAAUAUGAUGAUCUCUACUUACAGGUCUGUUUAUUGGCUUACAAGUUAGAAUUGCAGUCAAGACUAACCAAAAUCCAGGUUUUGUUUCUGUUUCAUUCCUGAAGUAGACUCUCAGGAGAACAGGAAGGAAGGGACUUUCAAGGGAUUUGGUUGGACAAGAGUGGCCAUAUUAGUUUCUCACGAAAGCUGAAUGUAAUGGAGCUCUUCUAUGGAAAAAAUAAAAUAAAUCAACUGAA